AUGACGACUAUCGGUGGAUGCUGGAUUCCUUUAGCUUUUCCGACGCCUACUUGCUCGAAGUAUAGGGGCGGAGGCCUGGUUUCGAUAAACCCAACCUCACCCUCUCCGUCUCCGCUUGCUCUUCGUCUUUCAUCAUUUCAAGGUCUAAGAUUGCACGGUGGAAGGGGGAUCGUUGUUGCUACUAGAGCUAGAGCUGGAGUUGGAGAACGGGUGAAUGGAGCUUCGGAGACGGCGUUGUUUGAUCCUCACUUGGAUGAAAUGGAUGUCGUCACAUUUCUUGAUCCUCUCAAGGAUUUGAUUCCUUUGGACCCCAAUUCUUAUAAUCCGGCUGCUUAUCUCUGGAAAAAAAUUGGAGACAUUUUGGAGGAAAGACGCCAUUGAUUUCUUCAAUUA
Molecule: messenger RNA, 393 nt
Organism: Hibiscus syriacus
Lineage: Eukaryota; Viridiplantae; Streptophyta; Magnoliopsida; Malvales; Malvaceae
Exons: 3
Coding region: 1-381 (126 amino acids)
Source: RefSeq, a predicted model, not a curated record